AUGUUAUCUGCUUCAACUAAGAAACUUUUAUCAAGACUACCUAUUGGCCGUUCACCACUGAGAAAAAUUGUUUUGCAUUCAUCCAAACUAUUCAGUACUUCAUCGAAAUCCUACAAACCCCUACAAUCAGAAAAAACUUCAGGAUCGAACCCAGCAUUAACAUUUCCCUGUCUAGAUAGAUUGGAGCGUAAAAAUGAGCAGUUAUCUAAAGGUAACCUUAAAUCGUCCUCAACAUCAUUGGAAUCGGGACCAGAACCAAGUUACGGGAAUGUGAAAACUGGAUUUCAUGUAUAUAAAUCAAAGAAACCCAUAUUUUUAGAUUAUGGUGGGCAUUUACCUGAAUAUGAAAUAGCAUAUGAGACUUGGGGACAUUUAAACAAAGAAAAAUCAAACCUUGUAUUGGUUCAUACUGGAUUAUCUGCUUCCCUGCACGCUAAAUCACAACCAGAAAACCCUAAAAAUGGAUGGUGGGAAAACUUUAUUGGACCGGGGAAAUAUAUUGAUACCGACAAGUAUUUUGUUGUUUGUACAAAUGUGCUUGGAGGUUGUUAUGGAUCAACCGGGCCGUCGUCAAUUGAUCCUGCAAAUAACGAACAAUAUGCAACCAGAUUUCCAAUACUAAGUGUAAAUGACAUGGUUCGUGCACAGAGGGAGUUGGUGAAAGACCAAUUUGGAAUUAACAAGAUUCAUGCAUCUAUCGGUGCUUCAAUGGGAGGGAUGCAAUCUUUAGCAUAUGGGUGGGAAUUCCCAGACGAGGUCGAAAAGAUUAUUUCCAUUAGUGGUUGUGCAAGGUCGCAUCCAUAUUCAAUUGCCUUAAGACAUACGCAGAGGCAAGUGUUGAUGAGCGAUCCAAACUGGAACCGUGGGUUUUAUUAUAACAAAAUUCCACCUCAUGUUGGUAUGAAGUUGGCUAGAGAGAUUGCAACUGUGACAUAUCGUUCAGGUCCUGAAUGGGAGUAUAGAUUUGGUAGGCAAAGGGCCGACGAGAGCCGACCACCUGCAUUAUGUCCAGAUUUUUUGGUAGAAACCUAUUUAGAUCAUGCUGGUGAAAAGUUCUGUCUUGAAUACGAUGCAAAUUCUUGGCUUUAUGUUUCUAAGGCGAUGGACUUGUUUGAUUUGGGAUUCAAAAGUAGGAGUAAAGCAUUAGAAGCUAGAUCCAAAGCUGAAUUGCUGUACUCAGGCAAAGUUUCCAGUGAUAUUCCCAAACUCGCUAUUCCUGAAACCCCAUACCAAGAAAAGUCCACAAAGGCAAUCACUACAGUAGAGGAAGGUCUCCUCGAUCUUAAGAAGGGAAUGUCUCGAUUGGCCAACAAGGAUGUGCUAGUUGUAGGUGUAGAGUCAGAUAUUUUGUUCCCGGUUUGGCAACAGCGUGAAAUCGCUGACGUUUUAAUGGAAAACAGUGUUUCAGGUAAAGUUGAGUAUUUCGAAUUGGGAAACGAUAUAUCCAGUUACGGACACGAUACUUUCUUGUUAAGCUUGAAUGAUAUCGGUAAACCAGUUAAGAAAUUUUUAGAGGAAUAG
Molecule: messenger RNA, 1521 nt
Organism: Candida albicans SC5314
Lineage: Eukaryota; Fungi; Ascomycota; Pichiomycetes; Serinales; Debaryomycetaceae
Exons: 1
Coding region: 1-1521 (506 amino acids)
Biological process (GO): L-homoserine metabolic process
Molecular function (GO): L-serine O-acetyltransferase activity; homoserine O-acetyltransferase activity
Source: RefSeq, a predicted model, not a curated record